AUGGCUGAAUCCUUGCGUUUCCUUGGCUCCCUCCCCGGCCACAAGGGAUGGGUUACUGCCAUCGCCACCUCCUCGGAGAACCCAGACAUGAUUUUGACGGCUUCCCGAGACAAGACCAUCAUCGUCUGGCAGCUCACUCGCGACGAGGACACGUAUGGCUACCCCAAACGAAUUCUCCAUGGCCACAACCACUUCGUCUCUGACAUUGUCAUCUCUUCCGAUGGACAAUUCGCCCUUUCCUCCUCUUGGGACCACACCCUGCGUCUCUGGGACCUGAACACUGGCCAGACCACUCGCAGAUUCGUGGGCCACACCUCCGAUGUCCUGUCCGUCAGCUUCAGCGCAGACAACAGGCAGAUUGUCUCUGGUUCGCGUGACAGAACCAUCAAACUUUGGAACACCCUUGGAGAGUGCAAGUAUGAUAUCAAGGAUGAUGGUCACACUGAGUGGGUGUCAUGCGUGCGUUUCAGCCCCAACGUCAUGAACCCUGUUAUUGUCUCGUGUGGAUGGGACAAGGUUGUCAAGGUCUGGGAACUGUCCAAGUUCAAAUUGAAGACCAACCACUACGGCCACACUGGCUACAUCAACACCAUCUCUGUCUCUCCUGACGGUUCCCUUGCUGCAUCAGGUGGCAAGGACGGCAUUACCAUGCUUUGGGACCUGAACGAGGGCAAGCACCUUUACUCGCUCGAGGCUGGUGACAUUGUCAACGCUCUUGUGUUCUCGCCCAACCGCUACUGGCUAUGCGCUGCCACCGCCAGCUGCGUCAAAAUCUUUGACCUCGAGAGCAAGUCGAUCGUUGACGAGCUCAAGCCCAGCUUCACUGAUGUUGGCCCCAACUCACGGGAACCUGAGUGUGUGUCGAUUGCAUGGUCAGCGGACGGGCAGACGUUGUUCGGUGGAUUCACUGACAACCUUGUUCGUGUCUGGACUGUCACUUCUUAA
Messenger RNA from Suillus clintonianus, 945 nucleotides. Its product is annotated as guanine nucleotide binding protein beta subunit. The transcript has 5 exons. Lineage: Eukaryota; Fungi; Basidiomycota; Agaricomycetes; Boletales; Suillaceae. Gene Ontology annotation, cellular component: nucleus; cytosol. Gene Ontology annotation, molecular function: translation regulator activity; protein kinase C binding; ribosome binding. The coding region runs from base 1 to 945 and encodes 314 amino acids. The record is from RefSeq and is a predicted model, not a curated record. Gene Ontology annotation, biological process: rescue of stalled cytosolic ribosome; positive regulation of protein phosphorylation.